Phymastichus coffea is the source of this 2202-nucleotide messenger RNA. It is a transcript of the gene Adck1, whose product is annotated as aarF domain-containing kinase 1. The transcript is spliced from 4 exons. Gene Ontology annotation, biological process: lipid homeostasis; protein phosphorylation; mitochondrion organization. The coding region runs from base 386 to 1999 and encodes 537 amino acids. The record is from RefSeq and is a predicted model, not a curated record. Gene Ontology annotation, cellular component: mitochondrial inner membrane. Lineage: Eukaryota; Metazoa; Arthropoda; Insecta; Hymenoptera; Eulophidae. Gene Ontology annotation, molecular function: ATP binding; protein kinase activity.
CCCAUAUAAGUAUAUACACUUAGUCAGCUGCUGUGUACGUAACACGUGACGUGAAGCAAUUAUAUAGUUUCUCCUAACUGAAUAUACACAUACUUUUUACAUUUCGAAAAAUGAGUUUCAUCCAUGGAGACUACAUACUGUCUCAUCGUUUCUCUUAAGUGAAAGUGAAUUCUCAAAUUCUUUCAAAUUCUUGACGUAGUCUUAUCCACUCAGUAAGUGAAUAAUUUUCGGAAUAAACAGAUCAAUAAUUAUUCAAGAAUAUAAAAUUUGUAAAAUAAGAAGCUGAUUGUUACUUUUCUAGAUCAUAGUUAAAGUUAUUUGAAUUUUAUAGAUAGUUUAUCUUCACAUCAAAUUAUUAUACGUUAUUGAAUACCAAAGGAUAUAUAUGAGAAUUGAUAGUUAUAGUAACCAGUUUUAUGCAGCAUCAAAAAUGUUUGUAUCAAAAAGAACUUUGAAAAUUGUUUCGGCAACUGCUGUGGGAUUAGGAACAUUAGCUUCACUGAGAGCAAAUGAAUAUGAUUUUGGAGCAAUUGGAAUUGUACGGCUAAGUCGUGCUGCAAGUACUGCUUUUGUUAUUGGUAGUCAUUAUGAAAAACAUUUGUAUAGAAGUGGUUUUGACAGAAAUUCUGAAGAAUAUCAAUUGAGAAAAUCAGAGGCACAUGCCUUUGGAGCACAGAAAUUACUAGAACUUUGCAGUGCAAAUAAAGGUGUAUAUAUCAAAGUUGGUCAACAUAUUGGAGCAUUAGACUAUUUACUUCCUAAAGAGUAUGUUCAAACUUUGAAAAUUUUGCAUAGUUCUGCACCUCAAUCUUCAUUCAAUGAUGUUCUUACUGUACUCAAAGAAGACUUCAAGAAAAAUCCUUAUGAAAUUUUUGAAUCCAUUGAACAAACUCCUCUUGGUACUGCAAGUUUAGCACAGGUACACAGAGCUACUUUAAAAAAUGGUAUUGAAGUAGCUGUAAAAGUUCAACACCGAGCUGUAAAAACUAAUUCAUAUGUAGAUAUAAAAACUAUGUCAGCUUUGGUAAAAAUAACAUCCUGGAUCUUCCCAGAUUUCAAAUUUGAUUGGUUAGUAGAUGAAACCAAAAAAAACAUUCCUCAAGAACUCAACUUUACACAAGAAGGAAAAAAUGCAGAAAAAGUCAGCCAAUUAUUUAAAGAUUACAAAUGGCUACAUAUACCAAAAAUCUAUUGGAAUAUCUCAUCUAAUCGAGUACUUACCAUGGAAUUUAUAGAAGGAGGUCAAGUUAACGACCUGAAAUAUUACCGUGAACAUAAAAUUAACCCUUAUGAUAUUAGUAACAAAAUAGGUAGUCUUUACAGUCAUAUGAUAUUUAUUACUGGAUUUGUUCACUCUGAUCCACAUCCUGGAAAUAUAAUUGUUAGAAAGAAAAAUAAUGAAGUUCAAGUUGUACUUCUCGAUCAUGGUUUAUAUGCUGAAUUGUCAAAUGAAUUUCGAUGGGAAUAUUCAAAAUUAUGGCUUGCAAUUUUGAACAGUGAUAAAAUUGCCAUGCAAAGGCAUUGUGAUAAGUUAGGUGUUGGUGAUAUGUAUGGUUUAUUAGCAUGUAUGGUUGCUGGUAGAACCUGGGAUACUUUAAUGAGUGGUAUACAAAAAACAAAAUAUACCAAGGGAGAGAAAGAGUUAUUUCAAAAAGAAAUUCCUGAUCUAUUACCCAAAAUUACUGAAGUACUAGAAAGAGUAAAUAGACACAUGUUAUUAGUUCUAAAAACUAAUGAUUUAAUUCGUAGUAUCGAAUAUAAUUUGAAUACCCAAGCUCGCAUGUCUGCUUUUUUGCAAAUGUCUACAUGUUGUAUAAAAUCAGUUUAUGGAGAAAAAUUCAGAAAUUGUAAUUCUAAGUGGUCAAGAUGCUUAAUAUCUUUACAGGAGCAUUGGUCUCUAUUUAAAGUUGUUAUAUAUUAUACGUAUUUAGGAAUGAUUAACUUUAGUUUAAAAGAUUUUAUAUUUUCAUUUUAUAAAGAAGAAAUUGAGUUAGUUUGAUUAUAACUCAAACUAGGAUGUUAAAAUUAUCAUUGGAAAACUUGAGAUUGACAAAAAGUAUAAGUUUAAUUCAUGUGCAUACGUAAAAAAUCAAUUAUUGAAUGUAAUUGUAUCACUUGUUAUAUCUUUAAUUUCAAAUGGAAUAUUACUAUACAAAUAAUAAAGAUUUAUAUUUUUAUAGUUUCUUACCUAGAAACUUGUAA